Ostrinia nubilalis (European corn borer) is the source of this 1583-nucleotide messenger RNA. RefSeq names its product guanine nucleotide-binding protein subunit alpha homolog (gene cta). The record is from RefSeq and is a predicted model, not a curated record. Lineage: Eukaryota; Metazoa; Arthropoda; Insecta; Lepidoptera; Crambidae. Gene Ontology annotation, cellular component: brush border membrane; heterotrimeric G-protein complex. Gene Ontology annotation, molecular function: G-protein beta/gamma-subunit complex binding; GTPase activity; guanyl nucleotide binding. Gene Ontology annotation, biological process: adenylate cyclase-modulating G protein-coupled receptor signaling pathway; Rho protein signal transduction. The transcript is spliced from 3 exons. Bases 198 to 1325 code for a protein of 375 amino acids.
AGUUUUGGGAGGGGUGGAAUGCGUGUGUAUCUAUUUCAUAAUUCCGAUUUGUGGGACAUUAAUCUUAAUAAAAAUAGUGUAAUUUAUCAGUGCAUACUAAGUUUUAUUGCGAAAAUGUACUAUGUCAAUCUAUAUAAUCAUUAGUGCUAUACGAGUUCAGUUUCUUUCUUUUCUAUGGGCGUAGAUAAUCAUGCAAAAUGGCCAACGAUUUGUGGUCAUGUACCUGUUGUACCGAGGCUCUGACUUGCUGGCUGCGCCUGAAGCUGUCACCGGAGGAGAUAGAGCAGAGGUACAGAAGCAAAGAGAUCGAUAGAAUAUUGGAGAAGGACAAACAAACGCUGCGGCGACAAGUGAAGUUGUUACUGCUCGGUGCGGGUGAAAGCGGAAAAUCAACAUUCCUGAAACAGAUGAGGAUAAUACACAAAGUUAAGUUUGAGCCGGAACUGGUGCGGGAGUACCAGCACGUGAUAUACCAGAACAUUGUGAAGGGUAUUCAGGUGCUGGUGGACGCGCGGGACAAGCUCGCUAUCCCGUGGGAGAACCCGCGAAACCUGGACGUGGGCCAGCAGGCGCUACAUUUCAACAGCACGGCGUCGCUCGACAGCCGCCUGUUCAUGCACUACGCGCCGCACAUCCACUCCCUGUGGCUCGACAGGGCCAUAAAAAGAGCCUACGACAGGCGGAGAGAAUUUCAAUUGAGCGACUCAGUAAGUUACUUCUUCGACGAGCUGGAGCGCAUAGCCAGGCCCGACUACGUGCCGUCCCACCAAGACAUCCUGCACUGUCGGAAAGCCACCAAAGGCAUCACGGAGUGCACCAUCAACAUCAACAACGUCCCCUUCGUGUUUGUGGACGUGGGAGGCCAGAGGACACAGCGGCAGAAGUGGACGCAGUGCUUCGACUCGGUCACGUCGAUACUCUUCCUUGUAUCCUCGUCAGAGUUCGACCAGGUGUUGUCUGAAGACAGAAAAACGAAUCGUCUCGAAGAGGCGCUAAACAUCUUCGACACGAUCGUGAACAACGUGAACUUCAAGGGCAUCUCCAUAAUCCUCUUCCUGAACAAGUCGGAUCUGCUCGCGAAGAAGGUGGCCAGCAAGGAGACCGACAUUCGCUGGUACUACCCCCACUAUAGCGGCGACCCGCACUCCCUCCGCGACGUGCAAAUGUUCCUGCUAAACAUGUUCGCAAACGUCCGGCGGGAACCAAAGACAACGCUCUACCACCACUUCACCACUGCCAUAGACACGCACAACAUCGAGGUCGUCUUCAACUCCGUCAAAGACACCAUCCUCAACCGCAACCUCGAGUCUCUCAUGCUGCAGUGACCGAAGCGCACGCGGCCCCGAGCUCGUGAUACCUUGGCGAUGAACUCUAGCUAUCACUCACGAUCCAGCGACAGCGAGGACGCGUUCAAAAGACAAAUAUGUGAUUUUUAUUUUUUAGCCACGGUUGUAAAAUAUGUAUGUAAUUCGACGAAUAUUUAUUCGCCAAAGAUGUUUGGCUCUGUAUAGUUAUCUAAUGAAAUGAUAAAGUUUGUAUAUCAGUGUAUUUAUGACCAAAAAACAUAGAUUUUGCACUUGAAA